This is a messenger RNA of Plasmopara halstedii, 213 nucleotides long. RefSeq lists its product as uncharacterized. The transcript has 2 exons. Lineage: Eukaryota; Oomycota; Peronosporomycetes; Peronosporales; Peronosporaceae. The record is from RefSeq and is a predicted model, not a curated record. The coding region runs from base 1 to 213 and encodes 70 amino acids.
AUGCGCAUAAAUGAUGACGGCGACAGGGAAAAUCGCUCUCAAAAGGAAUCCUCAACUUCUCAGAUUAAGGUGAUUAACUUGUUGCUCAAUUAUCGAGCCGACUCUUCCGUUGCUCAUUCUCUUUUGAAUUCCCUCGGGUAUGGUGACGCGGCGAGGCUUUGCGCUCCGGCAAAACCGACUGAUUUGUAUUUAUCUUUUUAUUCUAAGCAGUAG